Messenger RNA from Suillus discolor, 678 nucleotides. RefSeq lists its product as uncharacterized. The coding region runs from base 1 to 678 and encodes 225 amino acids. NCBI's taxonomy places the organism in Eukaryota, Fungi, Basidiomycota, Agaricomycetes, Boletales, Suillaceae. The transcript is spliced from 2 exons. The record is from RefSeq and is a predicted model, not a curated record.
AUGACCCCACAUCACCACUACAUUGGCAACUAUACCCCAAAACGCAUGCCAAUUCAACUGGCAGAUUCUACUAUGGUCUAUUCAGCUGGGGUGGUGUCAGUGGUCUUUAAUCCUAUGUCUGUGGGCGAGGUAAAGAGUCUUAGAGCGGUCGAGUUCACUCGAGUCUUGCAUGUACCUGAUCUUUGUAACAAUCUCCUCUUAGUCCUGUAUUUAACUCGAAACUGCGGCUUCCUAUCCUCUUCUCACAUGACCUUCUGUCGACCUAAGGGUUCUCCCCUCUUCUACACCUCUAUCAACUCCAACAAUGCUGCAUUUCUGGACGGCAUCACCUCUCCUAUGACCGAGUUCGCUUCCCCAGCCUCUACAUGUCCUAUGGACAUCGCCCUCUGGCAUAGACGACUAGUGCAUCACCACAAAGCUGGUGUCAGGACGCUCAUUGACUGUAAUCUGGUCACUGGACUUAGGCUGGACUCAAGGGCAUCACCAGACCCUAUCUGCGAGCCUUGCCUUGCUGGUAAGAUGCAUACCAACCCCUUCCCUCCUAGCAAGUGGAGGGCGAGCCGUCCUUUGGAGCUUGUUCACACUGAUUCGGACAUCUUUGAGGCGUUCAAGACGUUCAAGGCUUAUGCUGAGAACCAGUCUGAGCGAAAACUCAAGACUCUGAGGGACGACUGUUAA